This is a messenger RNA of Galendromus occidentalis (western predatory mite), 861 nucleotides long. RefSeq names its product venom allergen 5. The coding region runs from base 1 to 861 and encodes 286 amino acids. The record is from RefSeq and is a predicted model, not a curated record. Lineage: Eukaryota; Metazoa; Arthropoda; Arachnida; Mesostigmata; Phytoseiidae. The transcript has 3 exons.
AUGAUUGUAUCGCUGGUGGUUUUGCUCAUCUCAGGAGAAUCUUUUUUCGUGUCUGGCCAGUGCCCCAAGCGAGAUAUCAAGUGCACUUAUCCUGUUCUCAAGGAGUUCGAUUCCUCGGGCAAGCAACUGUUGGGUCAUGCAUCCUGCAUCAGGAAGGAAUGUUCAAAUGUUGUCGAGCACGAUAAUGGGGAGUCCAAACAGACCGUGUUGACGAUUCACAAUGAAUACCGACGCAUCAUAGCACUUGGAGAGGACGCGCACUUCAAGAGGCGAGCACGAUCGAGUCAAGGAGCCGGGAACAUGCUGCAACUCGUUUGGGACGACAACCUAGCCGAAAACGCCAUCAAAUGGGCUUUUCAACUCUGCAUGGAUCGAGGAAGACCCACAGGUCGCUUGUGGCGUCACGACAUGCUGAAGUGCCGGAGCACCGAUCAGUUCGAGAACGUCGGUCAAUCGCUAUUCUGGGUGCACGACGCUCAAGGUUCAAUGAAUUGGAAGCAUGCUAUCGGGUCGUGGUUCAACCAGCGCUUCAACUUGGUCGAGGACCAGCUCCAUCAACCGCCGGGGCUGCAUACGAACGUUACUGAAUUCCUGCAACUCAUCUGGGCAGACACGUUUAAGGUCGGAUGCGGUUACCUAAAGGCAACUUUUGACAACCCGGUGGAUCCCGUGAGUCGUUAUGUGCAAUCGAUAUACGUUUGCAACUACGGCCCGCAGGGGAAUCGGCCGUGGCAGUACGUGUAUAGAGUCGGACGAGCUGCUUCUAACUGUCCGAUCGGUUCUGCUCCCAGUAAAGACUACAAGGGACUGUGUAAGGUUUUCGAUGAGGAUCUGGUCCGGGAAAGUAAUGGCAACUACUGA